AGCCCGGAGCUGGGGGCUGCUGGCGAGCGGCUCUCUCCGCUCCUUAGCUCGGGCGUCCUGGUUCGCUUCGGCGUCCGCCGUCUCCGCCGCUGCCUCCUCUUUCUCCUUCGCCACCACCGCCGCCACCCGCAGCACCGCAGCCCCUCCCGCCAUGGCCGCCGCCGGCGCCCGGCUCAGCCCCGGCCCCGGCUCGGGGCUCCGGGGGCGGCCGAGACUCCGCUUCCACCCCGGGCCGCCGCCACUGCCGCCGCUGCUGCUGCUGUUCCUGCUCCUGCUGCCGCCGCCGCCGCUGCUGGCCGGCGCCACCGCCGCUGCCUCGCGGGAGCCCGACAGCCCGUGCCGGCUGAAGACGGUCACGGUGUCCACACUGCCCGCCCUGCGGGAGAGCGACAUCGGCUGGAGCGGCGCCCGCGCCGGGGCCGGGUCUGGGACCGGGGCCGGAGCCGCCGCCGCCGCGUCGCCGGGCUCUCCUGGCUCUGCCGGCACCGCCGCGGAGUCGCGCCUCCUGCUCUUUGUGCGUAACGAGCUGCCGGGGCGCAUCGCGGUGCAGGACGAUCUGGACAACACCGAGCUGCCCUUCUUCACCCUGGAGAUGUCUGGCACAGCGGCGGACAUCUCGCUGGUGCACUGGAGACAGCAGUGGCUGGAGAAUGGCACCUUGUACUUCCACGUCUCCAUGAGCAGCUCCGGGCAGCUGGCCCAAGCCACCGCCCCCACUCUCCAGGAGCCCUCGGAGAUUGUUGAGGAGCAGAUGCACAUCCUCCACAUUUCUGUGAUGGGUGGCCUCAUCGCACUACUGCUGCUGCUGCUGGUGUUCACCGUGGCGCUCUACGCCCAGCGACGUUGGCAGAAGCGUCGCCGCAUCCCCCAGAAGAGCGCAAGCACAGAAGCCACUCAUGAGAUCCACUACAUCCCAUCUGUGCUGCUGGGUCCCCAGGCGCGGGAGAGCUUCCGUUCCUCCCGGCUGCAAACCCACAAUUCCGUCAUCGGCGUGCCCAUCCGGGAGACUCCCAUCCUGGAUGACUAUGACUGUGAGGAGGACGAGGAGCCACCUAGGCGGGCCAACCAUGUCUCCCGCGAGGACGAAUUUGGCAGCCAGGUGACCCACACUCUGGACAGUCUGGGACGUCCAGGGGAAGAGAAGGUGGACUUUGAGAAGAAAGCAGCAGCUGAGGUGACUCAGGAGACAGUGGAGUCCCUGAUGCAGAAGUUCAAGGAGAGUUUCCGCGCUAACACGCCCAUCGAGAUCGGUCAGCUGCAACCAGCCCUGCGCAGCACGUCGGCAGGAAAGAGGAAGCGGAGGAGCAAGUCUCGAGGGGGAAUCAGCUUUGGGAGAGCCAAGGGGACGUCGGGCUCUGAGGCAGAUGAUGAAACGCAGCUGACGUUCUACACGGAGCAGUACCGCAGUCGCCGCCGCAGCAAAGGUUUGCUGAAAAGCCCAGUGAACAAGACAGCCCUGACACUGAUUGCUGUGAGCUCCUGCAUCCUGGCCAUGGUGUGUGGCAGCCAGAUGUCUUGUCCACUCACUGUGAAGGUGACUCUGCAUGUGCCCGAGCACUUCAUAGCAGAUGGAAGCAGCUUCGUGGUGAGUGAAGGGAGCUACCUGGACAUCUCCGACUGGUUAAACCCGGCCAAGCUUUCCCUGUAUUACCAGAUCAAUGCCACCUCCCCAUGGGUGAGGGACCUCUGUGGACAAAGGACGACAGAUGCCUGUGAGCAGCUCUGCGACCCAGAAACCGGAGAGUGCAGCUGCUAUGAAGGCUAUGCCCCUGACCCUGUUCACAGACACCUGUGUGUGCGCAGUGACUGGGGACAGAGUGAAGGACCUUGGCCCUACACGACACUUGAGAGGGGCUAUGAUCUGGUGACAGGGGAGCAAGCCCCUGAAAAGAUUCUCAGGUCUACUUUCAGCUUGGGCCAAGGCCUCUGGCUUCCUGUCAGCAAAAGCUUUGUGGUUCCGCCGGUGGAGCUGUCCAUCAACCCCCUGGCCAGCUGCAAGACUGAUGUGCUCGUCACGGAAGACCCUGCAGACGUCAGGGAAGAAGCGAUGCUGUCCACAUACUUUGAAACCAUCAAUGACCUGCUGUCCUCCUUCGGGCCAGUUCGUGACUGCUCUCGGAACAAUGGGGGCUGCACUCGCAACUUCAAGUGUGUAUCUGACCGGCAGGUGGACUCCUCAGGAUGUGUGUGCCCCGAGGAGCUGAAACCCAUGAAGGAUGGCUCCGGCUGCUACGACCACUCCAAAGGCAUUGACUGCUCUGAUGGUUUUAAUGGCGGCUGUGAGCAGCUGUGCCUGCAGCAGACGCUGCCUCUGCCCUACGAUGCCACUUCAAGCACCAUCUUCAUGUUCUGCGGUUGCGUGGAGGAGUACAAACUGGCUCCUGAUGGAAAAUCCUGCUUAAUGCUCUCAGAUGUCUGCGAGGGCCCCAAGUGCCUCAAACCUGACUCCAAAUUCAAUGAUACCCUCUUUGGAGAAAUGCUACAUGGUUACAACAACCGGACCCAGCAUGUGAACCAAGGCCAAGUCUUCCAGAUGACCUUUAGGGAGAACAACUUCAUCAAGGACUUUCCCCAGCUGGCCGACGGGCUGUUGGUGAUCCCGCUGCCGGUGGAGGAGCAGUGCCGGGGGGUCCUCUCCGAGCCCCUCCCGGACCUCCAACUGCUCACUGGAGAUAUCAGGUAUGACGAGGCCAUGGGUUACCCCAUGGUGCAGCAGUGGCGGGUCCGGAGCAACCUCUACCGUGUGAAACUCAGCACCAUCACCCUCUCAGCAGGCUUCACUAACGUUCUCAAGAUCCUGACCAAGGAGAGCAGUCGGGAGGAGCUGCUGUCCUUCAUCCAGCACUAUGGCUCCCACUACAUCGCAGAGGCCCUUUAUGGCUCAGAGCUCACCUGCAUCAUCCACUUUCCCAGCAAGAAGGUCCAGCAGCAGCUGUGGCUCCAGUAUCAGAAAGAGACCACAGAGCUGGGCAGCAAGAAGGAGCUCAAGUCCAUGCCCUUCAUCACCUACCUCUCAGGUUUGCUGACAGCCCAGAUGCUGUCAGAUGACCAGCUCAUUUCAGGUGUGGAGAUUCGCUGUGAAGAGAAGGGGCGCUGUCCAUCUACCUGUCACCUUUGCCGCCGGCCAGGCAAGGAGCAGCUGAGCCCCACACCAGUGCUGCUGGAAAUCAACCGUGUGGUGCCACUUUAUACCCUCAUCCAAGACAACGGCACAAAGGAGGCCUUCAAGAGUGCACUGAUGAGUUCUUACUGGUGCUCAGGGAAAGGAGAUGUGAUCGAUGACUGGUGCAGGUGUGACCUCAGCGCCUUUGAUGCCAGUGGGCUCCCCAACUGCAGCCCCCUUCCGCAGCCGGUGCUGCGGCUGUCCCCGACAGUGGAGCCCUCCAGUACUGUGGUCUCCUUGGAGUGGGUAGAUGUUCAGCCAGCUAUUGGGACCAAGGUUUCCGACUAUAUUCUGCAGCAUAAGAAAGUGGAUGAAUAUACAGACACUGACCUGUACACAGGAGAAUUCCUGAGUUUUGCUGAUGACUUACUCUCUGGCCUGGGCACAUCUUGUGUAGCAGCUGGUCGAAGCCAUGGAGAGAUCCCUGAAGUCAGUAUCUACUCGGUCAUCUUCAAGUGUCUGGAGCCUGACGGUCUCUACAAGUUCACUCUGUAUGCUGUGGAUACACGAGGGAGGCACUCAGAGCUAAGCACGGUAACCCUGAGGACGGCCUGUCCACUGGUAGAUGACAACAAGGCAGAAGAAAUAGCUGACAAGAUCUACAAUCUGUACAAUGGGUACACAAGUGGAAAGGAGCAGCAGAUGGCCUACAACACCCUGAUGGAGGUCUCAGCCUCGAUGCUGUUCCGAGUGCAGCACCACUACAACUCUCACUAUGAAAAAUUUGGCGACUUCGUCUGGAGAAGUGAGGAUGAGCUGGGGCCCAGGAAGGCCCAUCUGAUUCUACGGCGGCUGGAGAGGGUGAGUAGCCACUGCUCCAGCCUCCUGCGGAGUGCCUACAUCCAGAGCCGUGUGGAAACGGUGCCCUAUCUUUUCUGCCGCAGCGAGGAGGUCCGGCCUGCAGGCAUGGUGUGGUACAGCAUCCUCAAGGACACCAAAAUCACGUGUGAGGAGAAGAUGGUGUCAAUGGCCCGGAACACGUACGGGGAGUCCAAGGGCCGGUGAGGGAGGGUAUUGCCCUCCGUGAGCACAGAGACUCUCCAUGGGAGGGGGAGCAGUAUUCUCCUGGAUCCUGGGGCCUGGGUGGGCUGGGGGACAGCUGAGGAUGGGCCUAGCAGAUGAAACUUGCCAGCAAGGCCAAAGCAAAUGGUUUCUCCUGUGGAUAGUGGACAGAGACCUUUGAAUUAUUCAUUUUUCUCUAUCUUUUAUUUUUUCAAAGAUAUUAUUUGACUCUAUCAAAAGUCUCUCCUUUUUAAACCUUUUCUUAUGGAUGGCUGUCAAUCCUGAGGCAGAAGUUUUCAGGUGGAGACCAAGCGGCCUUUGCUCUUCUUCCUCCUUCCUGCCACACUCUGCUUUCUUCCUGCCAUGGACCCCUGGAGGAGACCUAUGGAGGGACAGUUUUGACCUGACCCCUAGAGGACACAGUUUUGACCUCUUCAGCACCAGGAAGGAAGCUCUGAGGAUGGUUGCAGUGAGGAAGCAUGGGUCUUUAAGGACUUCUCUCUCUUUUUUGCUGGACAUUAUUGAGUUUGUGGGACCCUGCCUCUUCCUGCUACCUGUGAGUCUGCCCAGAGUCCCCUGCAGGCCUGUCCAUGCAUUAAAAAUUCCUAUUGUCUCUCUU
Macaca mulatta (Rhesus monkey) is the source of this 4784-nucleotide messenger RNA. It is a transcript of the gene ASTN2, whose product is annotated as astrotactin 2. NCBI's taxonomy places the organism in Eukaryota, Metazoa, Chordata, Mammalia, Primates, Cercopithecidae. The record is from RefSeq and is a predicted model, not a curated record. Gene Ontology annotation, molecular function: protein binding; inositol 1,3,4,5 tetrakisphosphate binding. Gene Ontology annotation, biological process: neuron migration; neuron cell-cell adhesion. Gene Ontology annotation, cellular component: membrane; endosome.